Lachancea thermotolerans CBS 6340 is the source of this 2700-nucleotide messenger RNA. RefSeq names its product DNA helicase PIF1 (gene PIF1). The record is from RefSeq and is a predicted model, not a curated record. Lineage: Eukaryota; Fungi; Ascomycota; Saccharomycetes; Saccharomycetales; Saccharomycetaceae. The transcript has a single exon. Bases 1 to 2700 code for a protein of 899 amino acids. Gene Ontology annotation, biological process: telomere maintenance; DNA repair. Gene Ontology annotation, molecular function: DNA helicase activity.
AUGAAAAUAGCAUCGGUAGCGUUAAGGUUAUCGAACAUUCACAACAGAAGAUUACCUCUCAACUUUUAUCGAUACCAUAUGAAAACCUUCGCUACUUCGCCGAUAGCCCAACGCGGACCGAUUAAACGCGCAAAGACGUGGGACAGUAAGGAGCUUUGUCAGCUUCUUUCAGACUCUGAUGGAUGGGAUGAUUUAAUCGACAGUCCUGUGAAACAACCUGUGGAAACACUCGGGCAGUCCAGGUUUGAAAUGAGCCCAUGCCGCAUCAAAGAGCAGGACGAAGACGAUGAUGACGAUGAUAUAUUACUAUUAUCUGAAAACUGGGUUCAAAAGAGAGGCAAGACAUGCGACAUCAACUCCACGCAUCGCGUCAAUUCCGUACCACAAACAAAAGACACAACGGCAUUAACCUCAAGCCAUAGCAAACAGCUGGAUCAGUUUCUCAGGCGCGCUUCAUCCAAGAGAGAUCCUACUGUAGAGUUACCUAAAACAAGUUUUUUUAAGCUCACAGAACCGAAACCUGUCAAAGAUGCACUAUACGCCCCAGCUGUUCGAACAGCACAGAGCGGGAAUACUGAACAAAACUUAAAAUCCGAGGCCGAAGAACCUUUCAGCUCCAUCCUUAACCAGCCGACAGCUGGUAGCCAACUUAGUACAUCCCCUUCUUUUGAGGAUCCUGAUUGUCCUCCUCUCUCGCUUUCCAUGGAAGAAGAAGAGGAGGGGAGUGUGACCAAUGGCCGCAAGCGGUCUUCAGUGCGUUCAAGAAAUCAUGAACUAGUAUUCUUGACACAAAAAGCUGAACGCGAGGGCUCAGAAGAGCUUGCUUCCCGGACCAAUAGUACACUGACCAAAAAGUUGGUUCAAGGUCUUGUUUUGAGCGAAGAACAGGAAUCAGUGAUAGAACUUGCAAAAGAGCGCUAUAACAUAUUUUAUACAGGAAGUGCGGGCACAGGAAAAUCGGUCUUGUUACGAGUCCUCAUCAAAACUUUGAGAAGAAUGUACGGACCAGGCAGUGUAGCGGUCACGGCUUCAACAGGGCUUGCUGCCUGUAACAUCGGCGGCAUUACUGUCCACUCUUUUGCAGGAUUUGGGCUAGGAAAUGGAGAUUCUAAAAUACUCUUGAAGAAAGUUCGCAGAUCAAAAAAGCACGUCAAACGCUGGGCGUCUAUCAAGGCUUUGGUCAUUGAUGAAGUCUCUAUGAUUGACGGCGACCUCUUGGAUAAACUUGACUAUGUUGCAAGAAGCAUACGGAAGGACCAAUCUCCAUUUGGUGGAAUUCAGGUUAUUUUAUCUGGAGACUUCUUUCAAUUACCGCCCGUCAACAAGAAUCAAGGUAUCGAAACAAAAUUUGCUUUCCAUGCAGAUGCCUGGAAAGAAGCUAUAGACGCCACAAUUAUGCUUCAAAAGGUUUUUAGGCAGCAGGGAGAUAGCGAGUUUGUUGAGAUGUUGAACGAAAUGAGAAUGGGUAAAAUAUCACUCGAAACAGAGUUAGAAUUCAAGAAGCUUUCUCGUCCUCUUCCUGAUGACGACAUUAUACCUGCGGAAUUGUACAGUACCAGAAACGAGGUCGAAAGGGCGAACAUGUCGAGACUUAAGAACCUUCCAGGAGAAUGUCAUACUUACCAUGCAAUUGAUGGAGGAAAUCUGAGGGAUCAAGAAACCAAAGAAAAGCUUCUUUCAAAUUUUCUGGCACCAAAAGAACUGAGGCUCAAGGUCGGCGCCCAAGUAAUGAUGAUAAAAAACAUAGAUGAUACGCUUGUCAAUGGGUCUCUUGGGAAAAUUAUUGAUUUUAUUGAUAAGGAUACUUACAUGUUCUAUGAAAGAGUUAGAAGCUACCCUGAUAUCGAUAUAGAAGAACUCGAGUUAAUGCGCCAAGGAAAAAUUCCAAUGGGUGAAAGCUCUGAGGAGGAGGAGAUGAACCAAAGAGUCAUUAGAAAGAAAACACUCAAGGAAUCCUUUUGUGGUACAGAUGCUGUAGUAACAGGAGAGAGAUUGGGUGAAAGCAUUUUUGAUUUCUUGCUGGCAAACUUUGAUAAAUUAAGUGCGAGCCAGAGGCUUAAUAUUGAGAGGAAAAAGAAGCUUUUGGAGGAAGUGCAAGCGAGCUCAAGCGGACGGAAGCUGCCUUUGGUUAGGUUUUUGACACCUGAUGGAACAUCACGAUGCGUACUUGUACAACCCGAAGACUGGGCGGUUGAAGACGAGCUACAAAAGCCGAUAGUCAGUAGGGUUCAGCUGCCCUUGAUGCUUGCUUGGGCUUUAUCAAUACAUAAGUCCCAAGGUCAAACCCUACCUAAAGUGAAAGUGGACCUCAGAAGAAUUUUUGAAAAAGGUCAAGCAUAUGUUGCUCUGUCUCGGGCGGUUUCAAGAGACGGGCUACAGGUCCUCAACUUUAACAAAGCAAAAGUCCAAGCUCAUGGUAGUGUUAUGGAAUUUUAUCAAACGCUGACUUCGGCGCAUGAGGCCAAAAAGCGGUUUUCGAGUACCAAAGGCAAGCAGCAAGCUCUUUACUUCCCUCAGCGGGCAGCGCAACCAGCCAAGAGGACGAACUCAAACACUAAAGAAGAGCGGCAGGACCGGAUCACUUCGAUGCUAAUGAGAAAAAAUAAAAGUUCGAUGGCUGACGCCAAGCUAAAGGAUACGGGCUUAAUGUCUUUUAGCUACCAAUCUGAUUUACAAUGUGAUCAAAACCAAAACUCAUAG